AUGGCAGAGGAAUUACAGAAGGUUCACUUGUAUUAUGACGAUAUUAAUAAAAUUCGAGUGAUUGAAAGUCAUGUCCUCAAGGAAACCGAGGAUUUAAAAGAUACAUGUAAGGACUAUGAUACGAAAAUUCAAGAUUUUGGUAAACUUAUCAAUUCGUUGUUGGAGGUGUUAAAAGAACUUGGAGAUAAUGUAGAGAAGAAGAAAAUGGCCGCAAUUGGUUCCAUGAACCUUUUAAAGUCUAUUUCCAAGGAAAGAGAAUCAGAACAAGCCAAAUUGCAGGCGGAGAUCAACGACAAGACUAUGAUAUUGGAACAACUUGACAGUGAAUAUGACGCUCUUCAGAUAUUAGAGGCUACACAAAUGGAAACAAUAGAAUAUCUGACACAAAUAAGAUAG
Messenger RNA from Arctia plantaginis, 396 nucleotides. The record is from the annotation of a GenBank genome assembly. NCBI's taxonomy places the organism in Eukaryota, Metazoa, Arthropoda, Insecta, Lepidoptera, Erebidae.